GGACGAAGAUCCAAUUUUUGUUAAUUUACAUAAUAAUAUUAUUAAAAUACAUCGAACAUGGAAAUAAAUAAGUGGGGUUUCACUUUCAUGUCAUCAGUCCAUAAGGCCACAAUAGAUCUUCUUGUUCCUCUCUCUUUCUCUCGCUCUCUCUAAAACUCUUAUUUUCUUCGUAAGAGAUGGAACUAGCGUUGUCUCUAGGCGACAAUACUAAGAAACAGUUCUCUUUUCUGGAGAUGAGCUCGAAGAUUAAUAAUCCCUCUGCCUCGUCGACCUCAACUUCCGACAAGGAUCUUGGAUUCUGCAUGGGUUUAGAUGUUGCUUUUGGUGGUCACAAAUCGUUGUCAUCCUCUUCGUCUCCGUCGGUAGAAGAUGAGAAGAAGAAACCGGUGCCGAGAGCAAAAAAUUCUGAUGGAAUUAGGGUUUCGUCUUCAGUAGAUCCACCAUUACAGCUUCAGCUUCACUUACCUAAUUGGCUCCCUGAGAACAGUCCACAAGGAGGACAAAUGCUCUCAGGAGCAGCUAUGGUUGCAGAGGAGGAAGAGGAGGAGGAGGAAGCGGUGCCUAGUAUGUCAGUAUCGCCGCCGGAUAGCGUAACAUCGUCGUUUCAAUUGGACUUUGGGAUCAAAAGUUAUGGUUACGAGAGAAGAAGCAAUAAGAGAGAUAUUGAUCAUGAAGUGGAGAGAUCUGCUUCAAGAGCCAGCAAUGAAGACAACGAUGAAGAAAAUGGAUCCACUAGGAAGAAACUUAGACUCUCUAAAGACCAAUCUGCUUUUCUUGAAGACAGUUUCAAAGAACACAGUACCCUCAAUCCUAAACAGAAGAUUGCGUUGGCAAAGCAGUUGAAUCUUCGUCCUCGUCAGGUUGAAGUUUGGUUUCAAAACAGACGGGCCAGGACAAAACUGAAGCAAACGGAAGUGGACUGCGAAUACCUAAAGAGAUGCUGUGAGUCACUAACCGAAGAAAACCGGAGGCUUCAAAAAGAGGUUAAAGAAUUGAGAACCUUGAAGACUUCCACACCCUUCUACAUGCAACUUCCGGCUACAACUCUCACUAUGUGCCCUUCUUGCGAACGUGUUGCCACUUCAGCAGCACAGCCGGCCACGUCAGCUGCUCACAACCUCGGUUUGUCCACGUCAUCAUUGAUUCCGGUUAAGCAUCGGCCGGUACAAACAAGUCUCAUGAAAGCACGUGUGCCCAAGUAAAAAUCGUUACAGUUUGAGCAAACGGUCGAGUGGUUUUAAAAGUUGUCUUCAUGUGUAUAUUUAGAUUUAAUUUUCAUAUCUUAUUUGGGACCGUUUCCAAUUUUAAAAGACGAAUAGAUUGAUUAUCCGGUUAGUGGUUUGUUUUUCUUGGAUAGGACGGAUAAAAAACAGAUGGAGGAAAAGGGUUGACAUGUUUAAUUUAUUGAAUGAUAGAAGACAAAAAAGAAAAAGGGAAAAAUAUUUGGUUUGAUCUUGUAGACUUUUAUUUGUGAUUAAAGCAAAAGGGUUUGUCGUGCACAAAAUCCUCACUAGAUACGUUUAA
This is a messenger RNA of Arabidopsis lyrata subsp. lyrata, 1524 nucleotides long. RefSeq names its product homeobox-leucine zipper protein HAT14. The record is from RefSeq and is a predicted model, not a curated record. Gene Ontology annotation, molecular function: DNA-binding transcription factor activity, RNA polymerase II-specific; sequence-specific DNA binding. NCBI's taxonomy places the organism in Eukaryota, Viridiplantae, Streptophyta, Magnoliopsida, Brassicales, Brassicaceae. The coding region runs from base 177 to 1202 and encodes 341 amino acids. The transcript has 4 exons. Gene Ontology annotation, biological process: regulation of DNA-templated transcription.